AGAAUUUACCUACCUUCACGUGAAGGUUACGAGGGUUUUCUUCUUCUACUAUGAUUGAUAGAAGCGGGAGGAGGGAAGAACAGGGAGAGAAAGAGAGAGAGAGAGCUAUGGCGAUGGCGAUGAUGAGCGAAUGACAAGAGCUAGCGCUCUCCCUCAGGUAAGGCGCUAGCUAGGUGAUGCAUUCCUGGAGGCGCUGAGGAUCAGGUUAUCCAGCUCCGCGAGAUUAUCUGUUGCGCGCUGCCGGAUCAGAUUUUUCGCAGCUCUGAUUUGCCGCAAGAAGCCACAAAUUUGUCCGGGAUUCUGGAAAUUUCGAGGGAUUUCGUCCUGAUCCUAGGAAUUGGAGGCGAGAGCCGUGAUGAGCUACAUUUCCUGGCACCGCAUUGCCCAGCUGCUGUGAAAUUGGGGGAGCUUGGCUGGGCGGCCAUGGCGCACGACGACUUGUUCGUGGCGAAGCCAUUCCGGGGAUAGGAGGACAUUUUCUGGGAUGGCCUAACGCGGGCAAGGGGCUAGAACAUGACGGAGUCCGCUGGAGUUCAAGUGGUUCAAGGCCGUCUAGGAUCACUCUCUCUACAUGGAAAUGGAAGCCCUGGAUCGACCCUCUUCUUCAACGAGACGAGCUAUUUGCCACACGAGAUUGAUUGGUCUUACGUGAACCACCAAGAAUGGGAACCUCGCUCAUUCCAAAAGUCCCACACGGAUGAAUGGGUUCCACCGGCAUCAACGACGACGCCUUGGAGUAGGAAUGGUUUUAGUCCAGCGAUGGCUUCCUCGCAGCUCAAAGGAGUGGCCGGGGAGUGCCUCGACGUGAGCAACGAUUCGAGCCUGUUUUCGAGCUCCCUCCCGUCCUUGGUAAAAGCCAAAUUGACGAUGUCAGAAAGUGAUGUUGAUCAUUCACUUGGCGCUGAGGACGAAAUUUUUGGGUCUCUCGAGGAGAUGGAAUCGCAAACUAUUGGCAGGCUUCUUCCCGAUGACGAGGAGGAGCUGCUGGCUGGAAUCGCUGACGAACUUGACGUUGUACCAUAUAGUGCUGAGGACUUUGAAGAUUACGAUUUAUUCAGUAGCGGGGGAGGACUUGAGAUGGAAGGGGACUCGCAUGAAAGCCUUCACUCUGGAUCAGCUCAUGGUACGAUAGCUGGAGAGCACCCCUAUGGAGAACACCCCUCUCGAACUCUUUUUGUGCGAAAUAUCAACAGCAACGUUGAAGAUAGCGAGCUCCGAGAACUUUUUGAGAUUUACGGGGACAUUCGUACGUUAUACACCGCUUGCAAACAUCGUGGAUUUGUAAUGAUUUCCUACUAUGAUAUACGAUCUGCUAGAACUGCUAUGCGUGUACUUCAAGGCAGGCUACUUCGGCGACGCAAGCUGGAUAUUCAUUUUAGCAUUCCAAAGAGGUCGCUCGUUUACCAGGACAAUCCCUCCGACAAGGAUAUCAACCAAGGCACCCUUGUCGUCUUCAAUCUUGAUGCAUCAGUCUCUGGUGAAGAUCUUCGUAAAAUAUUUGGCCAGUAUGGCGAAGUUAAGGAGAUACGUGAAACACCUCACAAGAAGCACCACAAAUUUAUUGAAUUCUACGACGUACGAGCCGCCGAGGCUGCACUGCGGGCAUUGAAUAGAAGCGAUAUUGCAGGGAAACGCAUCAAACUGGAACCUAGCCGUCCCGGUGGUGUCCGAAGAAGCUCUUGUAUUGGCAGUUUGAUUCCUCGGCUUGGUCAAGAAUUUGAUCCUGAAGACGGAUACCAUUCACCAUUGGCUUGGACGAACUCUCCUCCAGCUGACUGGGGGACCAUAAACGACACGCAUGACUCUGACACAACAUUUAUCUCACCUAAGCCCCUGAGCUACAGGCCUUUCUCCCCAAAAGUCACGUCACAGGACGUAUCUCCUCCUGUCAGAAUAGGAAUGGUUGACAACAGUCACGUUGUGCAGAACACAAUGAGAAACCAUCUGCUGGAACAGCAAGGACUUGGACAGCAUCACCCCCACUCCUUGCCAGAGUUUAGCAGCGGUCUGUAUAGAAAUGAACUCUUCAGCAGCUCCACAGCGGGCUUUUCAACAGUGGCUGCCCCUUUGAGGCCGAUUGAAGGCUUUGAGACGAGGACGCUUUCUAGGACUACGAGUACCUUAAAUGACAGCUCCACAACCUAUGCAGUACACGCUACUGGUGUAGCAUCCUCUCUUCAAAGAUCUUCCAGCCUAAGCAUCUCUCUGACCAGCCAGCCUAUGAUCUGGGGUUCUGGCAGUGGAGGGGCUUACAGUCAAGGUACUACUGCGAAAAGCUCGUCACCUUUAAUGUGGCAGAGCCUAUCGCCCGGCCAUCCAUACAGUCAACGCUCCGCGGAUGCGCAUACUAAUUUGUACAAUUCAGCCUUCUCUCCACAUAGUCACCAGCUUGGUUCAUAUUCUCGCGAUCAUUCUUUAGGGGACCGGCACCACAGUUAUCUCCGAGAAUCGCCAGAGAUUUCGUCUUAUCUCCAGUCGGGCUCCGUCAAAAGUCCAAACAUUGGGAGCCUAGAGCACCACGGUCCUUCGUCUCCAAACUUUGGUAUGUUCCUGCCUCAACGGCUGUUUGGAAACUGCGGCUCUCCAUUAGACGACCGACGCAACAGAAGAAUGGACAGCACUCCCGCUCAAGUGGACAACCGGAAGCAGUUUCAGCUGGAUUUGGAUCGUAUUGUUGCUGGGGAGGACACUCGAACGACGCUGAUGAUUAAGAACAUACCAAACAAAUACACUUCGAAGAUGUUACUGGCCGCGAUUGACGAGCAGCACCGUGGAACGUAUGAUUUCAUAUACUUGCCCAUUGAUUUUAAGGUAAGCGAGUUUUCAGAAGGGGUUGUGCGAACCACAUCUAACCAGAGGCUUCAACAGAAUAAGUGUAACGUCGGAUACGCAUUUAUCAAUAUGCUGUCGCCUUCCUUGAUCGUGUCCUUCUACCAGACGUUCAAUGGCAAGAAAUGGGAGAAGUUUAACAGCGAGAAGGUGGCAUCGCUCGCGUACGCGCGGAUCCAAGGCAAGGCCGCGCUGAUCGCGCACUUCCAGAACUCGAGCCUCAUGAACGAAGACAAGCGAUGCCGGCCGAUAAUCUUCCACUCGGACGGACCAAACGCAGGUGACCAGGAGGCAUUCCCGAUUGGUGACAACGUCCGGAGUGGUCGAUCUUCUGGACGGCUUGGAAACCAAGCGGUGGAAGGCUUCUUCGCGAGACCCGGCGAGUUCUUGGGAGGAGAAGGUGUUGGCGAUGGUAGCGACGAAGCGUUCCUCUCGCUGGAGACGCUCAACAUCUCAUCGCCAGGGAAUUGACCAUGUAAGUUUUCCUUUUUGGUAACCAACGCUACUAUGGCUCCAGAGCUGCUACUACUACCAGAGACUAGAGAGAUCCUCUCUUCCAAGCGUGUAUAUAGCUUCAAAGGAAGUGAUCCAUGAUAGAAGACAAUGAAGAGAGACUGGAUUGGAUGUAAAUAAAGUAAAAUAUGAAUUUGCUUUGCUUUGUGGUUA
Messenger RNA from Selaginella moellendorffii, 3495 nucleotides. Its product is annotated as protein MEI2-like 3. Lineage: Eukaryota; Viridiplantae; Streptophyta; Lycopodiopsida; Selaginellales; Selaginellaceae. Gene Ontology annotation, molecular function: RNA binding. The transcript has 12 exons. The coding region runs from base 514 to 3300 and encodes 928 amino acids. The record is from RefSeq and is a predicted model, not a curated record.